Mercenaria mercenaria is the source of this 2056-nucleotide messenger RNA. RefSeq names its product prion-like-(Q/N-rich) domain-bearing protein 25. The transcript has 7 exons. The record is from RefSeq and is a predicted model, not a curated record. NCBI's taxonomy places the organism in Eukaryota, Metazoa, Mollusca, Bivalvia, Venerida, Veneridae. Bases 1 to 837 code for a protein of 278 amino acids.
AUGACUAUUUUAACUAAAAAGAAUAUCAAUUAUAUUUUAAAAGCUGGAUAUGUCGGUGGUUCCUGCCAUGAAGAUGACGAGGGACAGCCUUGUCUAAAUGAUGAGAAUACGUUAUGUGCAGACAAAACUUGCUUCUGUAUACCAGGAACUCACAUCAGAGCAGGAAUGUGUAUAUUUGAUGAGACGUUUGGCGGCCGAUGCAGCGGGCGUAAUGGUGAAAUUUGUCUGCUAGAUGACAACGCCGAAUGUGUGCAUGGUUUGUGUAUAUGUAAAUACGGUAGUACCAGCACAGAAAGAAAAUGCUUUAAGGAUGAAAUGUACCAAGGAAGAUGUUUUGCAGACGACGGGGAGGAAUGUGAUCAAGACCAAAAUGCUGAAUGCAGGGAUAAUAUUUGUGUAUGUAAGGAGAAUGCAAUCCCAAUAGAUGGAAAAUGUAAACUUGAUGAAACGUACCAAGGAAGAUGUUUUGCAGACGACGGGGAGGAAUGUGAUCAAGACCAAAAUGCUGAAUGUUGGGAUAACAUUUGUAAAUGUAAGGGGAAUGCAAGCCCGAUAAAUGGAAAAUGUGAACUUGAUGAAAUGUACCAAGGAAGAUGUUUCGCCGAAGACGGGGAGGAAUGUGAUCAAGACCAAAAUGCUGAAUGUAGGGAUAACAUUUGUAAAUGUAAGGAGAAUGCAAGCCCAAUAAAUGGAAAAUGUGAACUUGAUGGUGCCCUACAUGGAAUGUGCAUACAAGGGGAGUGUUUUGAAGACAAUAUUGUCUGUGACUCAACAUCGAACACAUGUAUCUGCAAAACAACUCACCAUCCUUUCGCAGGAGAAUGUGUGAAAAAAUGACAGGCAUAGUACGUAACAGUCCAUACGAAUAAGGAGUGUAAUAAACAAGAAAACGAUAUCUGAGAAUAUUUGAAGGUGUGAAAUAUCACGAGAAACUAAUUAAGGAAUAACGUUUUGUCUUCGAUGAUUGAUUUUGAUUAUUGUUUCCACGACACAUUUGGCUGUAUUCGCUUGUUUUCAUACGGGCUGUAUUGUAGUAGGGCUGAAUGGGUUUGAUGUCGAUUGAUGUUUCGGUUUUGUUGGGGGCAAUGCCCCCAGAUUUAACAAACCGUCUUUCAAUUUUCUUGUCGAGCUUAUGACCAACCUGACAACACACAGAAAACAAAGUAUUUACCAAACAUAACUUUAAUAUUGCAUUUUCCAAUUAUAUUUUUGAUCCAGAUAUGAUUAAAUAGAUCUACACAUUUUAUAUUUACAACAGUAUCUGAAGAAAACUAAACUGCAUUAUAAAUAUAAAUUAUAAUAGAUCUACUUAAGCGUAAGAAUAAUAAAGACACUUGAUUUGAUCACGUGGUCGAUUCUGAAACCGACACUUGUUUUUUAUCAUGUGACCUAUUCUGAAAUCCAAUAACUAGUUUCAAUUCGCUAACAAAAAUGUGUUCUUGAUUCUAGCAACUACUAAGGAAUUGCAACGCCACUGAUAAGCCAACAGAUUAUUGAUUUUUUCAUCGCCGUGCCUCGACACCGUUGUUGGAGAAACUUUAUCAGUUUGCGGCGAUCACUACCGUUUAUCAGUAGGCGAAUCUAUAAAUAUGCGGCAACAUCCUAUAGAGGCAUACAGACACUAAAUAGAAAAAUGGCGCGAAAAAAAUCGCAUAAUGGCGGAUAUAAAUAGUCCUCAGUUUUUUUUGCACUGUAGAGCUUUUUUCCUUAUUUUCUUUGCAAUUGUUUUGCUAAAAUCACAUGACAGAUCUAUGCUUGACAUGUAGGUAGCAUUUUCAUAAUGAAAUAACAACAUGACAAAUUUUUUCAUGGAAACUUAGGUCAUACACCACCAAUAUAAUUUGGGAUCUCAUUUUUAGUGAUUUUGCAGUUUGUGUGUUUGACUGAAAUUAUUUUUCUUCCAUCAAACAUGACCCCCACUUUUCUUUUGAUUUUUAGUUAGCACUGACAAUAUUCUUCAAGAAAAUGUAAGUUACAGACAUUUAAGAUGGGUCCUGAUGUGUGCUGCGGUCAUUGGAAAUAGGCCAAUUUUAUAUAGAAUAAAGAACAACAACUA